Messenger RNA from Pseudo-nitzschia multistriata, 1634 nucleotides. Lineage: Eukaryota; Bacillariophyta; Bacillariophyceae; Bacillariales; Bacillariaceae. The record is from the annotation of a GenBank genome assembly.
CGCCAAAGACUAGACAGCAGUACGCGUACUUCUGCUUGCCCAUAUCAUUUCAGUUUAAACCGAAGGGACACGGUAUCAAUCGCUCGAACGAGUUGACCAGUAUUUGCAAUACAUAACUAUCACAGAGCUCGGAAUCUUCACGCUUAGAAGUUGCACGAGUCUCGUCCCAUUUGACCACCAUCUUCGCAAGGAACACUUCAUUCUCAACUGAGAAACGGAGUGCGGUUCAUAGUGUCAUUUUCAUCGGCAGGAGUUCUUACACGCAGCGAGGUUUGGGUGAAAAACAACAAUAGGAUCCAAGGAACAAAAAAUACACGGCGACCAUGGGAGAUACCGUUAGCACGUUGCUUUUUCAGCCACCACCUCCAACGAAACUGAAGGAGAAUAAGAUUAUAUGGCUGAAGACACCUCACGGGAAAAGAAUUCCCGGGUUUUACAUACACUAUGGAAAGUUCAAUGGAGAAUAUGCRUCGCGCUCAUUAACAGUAAAAGAGUUACAAGCAGCUAAUACAUCAGAGGGGAUAACAAUAUUAUAUUCACACGCAAAUGCUGAAGAUCUGGGGAGCAUMUAUCCAUGGUGCAAAUUCCUGAGCAAAAUGUUGAGGGUGAACCUAUUUGCAUACGACUAUACCGGGUAUGGAAUGGCCUACGAUCAAGGUUAGUAAGAAAAGCGAUACCAAGCGCAACGAUUGAGAACUGCAGCGAUAGCGAUCCUACUUUGAGUAGGAACGAACGCAACUGCAUUUUUGAAACUUUUUUCACACACUCACUUGAUUSAUUCUCUUCUUCGUCACAGGGAAACCAUCGGAGGAGUUCUGCUAUGCGGACAUUGAUGCGGCCUACAAAUUCUUACGAUACGAUUUGGAUGUCCAAGCGCAAAAUAUUGUUUUGUACGGGAGAUCAUUAGGUUCUGGUCCCAGUUGUCAUUUAGCAGCCGGGACAUCACAAGCAGAAGAUCCUGAUUCCGGGGGGCCGGUCGGAGGUUUGAUCCUUCACGCACCAUUUUUAUCAGUAUAUCGCAUUGUGCUGGAGACGGGAUGCACAGUGUAUGGUGACAAGUUUCCGAACAUCGAUUGUGCGCCGUUGAUAAAAUCUCCGACAAUUUUGGUGCACGGYACAGCGGAUCAAAUCGUUCCAUUCAAUCAUUCAGAGCGGUUAUAUGAGGCUCUGCCAACGGAUUCAAGAGCCCGGCCGUUGUAUAUCGAGGGAAUGGGUCACAACAAUGUACACUCUGUGGUGAGACCGAUGUUCGUUGCUCGGUUAAACGAAUACCUGGACGAGGAGGUUUGGCCGAAAAUCAAGAAUUCGAAAAAACUGCAAGGAAACAGACGAUAAGAGUGAUUGGGAUUCAUAUAUUCAUUUAUGCCUAUCCAAUUGCUACAAUGGAUGAAACAUGGUGAAACUGAAUURAUAUCUUCUUGUUCUGUAGUCGAUUCAACACGACGACACCUCCUGGUACGCGAAACUAAAUCGCGAUGAUUUUGUUGUGCUUGGGAGAGUCCAACCUUGUUUUGAAGGAUGGAUUGGUGCUUGGCGAAUCCGCCAGCGAAUUAACAACAAAUCAACUACAGAUGCCGUAAUGUAUAUAUCAUGUAUACUAUAGUACACACUGAAAAGAAACUUUUCAUUUUCCG